GUGUGUGUCUGUUGCUAUAAUUGGCUAUAACCCCUCAGCAGCUUUCCAUAAAUGAGACAUAAAAGUGCAUUUCGUUUGGAAACCUUCACAAGUCCAGGGGGAGGUAGAUGCUCCAAAAAAGUAUUUCUGGGAGGAGUCCCGUUUUUUUUUUCUUUCUUUCUUUCUUUUUUUUUUCAGGAUGACACGUGAAACUUUCCUGAGCAGUUGGUUGGUAUGUUUUUUUUCUGUGUGCUGCUCGGAGCUCCGUUAACUCUGCAGACAAACCAUAGGCCUACCGAGUGGAAGGAGCGUGCUCCUGCUUAUUUUUAGAGGAGAGUCUGCCUGGAUGGGGGAAAACGGAGAGGCUUGAACAAACUGCAGAGGAAGGUCUCAGCUGCGCUGCCAUGAGCUCGCACAACUCGGCGAAGUGACGGAAUAAAAGAAAGGAAAAAGUUAACAGAAGUUCAACUGCUUCGCUUCAGCUCAACUUUUACUUUGAAUUAAAAACAAACAAAAAAAAAAAAGACAAAAAACAAAAAAAAAAAACGCAGUGGCCACUGGAGAAGUUGCUGCGCAGCGCAAUGGCUGCUCAGUGCGACUCUUUAAGCGGAUACUUGCAGCAGUCGGACCAUGGCUCCAACAGCGAGAGAAGUACCGACUCUCCUCUCCCGGGAUCAGAGGAGGAUUUGAGCGGACCUCAUCCGCUUCCAGAUCCGGAGUGGACUGAGGAGAGGUUUCGAGUGGACCGAAAGAAGUUGGAAAUCAUGUUAUUAGCUGCCUCUGAGGGGAGAGUCAACGGCGGGGAGGAUUUCUUUCAGAAGAUCAUGGAUGAGACCCAAACGCAGAUAGCUUGGCCGUCCAAACUGAAAAUCGGAGCCAAGUCCAAAAAAGAUCCACACAUCAAGGUGUGCGGGAAGAGGGAGAAUGUGAGGGAAGCCAAAGACAGAAUUAUGUCUGUUCUUGACACAAAGAGUAACAGGGUAACUCUCAAGAUGGAUGUUUCCCACACGGAGCACUCCCACGUUAUUGGCAAAGGUGGCAACAACAUCAAGAGGGUUAUGGAAGAGACGGGCUGUCACAUCCAUUUCCCAGACUCCAACAGGAACAACCAGGCAGAGAAAAGCAACCAGGUGUCCAUUGCAGGGCAGCCAGGAGGGGUGGAGGCAGCUCGAGUAAAAAUAAGGGAGCUGCUCCCUCUUGUGUUGUCUUUCGAGCUUCCCGCCAUAAUGCAAUCCGACCCCAGCUCCCCCACCGUGCAGCACAUCUCGCAGACCUACAACCUCACAGUCUCCUUCAAGCCCCCGACUCGCCUGUACAGGGCAACCGGUGUGGUUCGCGGCUCACAGAAUAACGCCAACGCUGUCAAGAGGGGUACAGCUCUGCUGUUGGAGCACCUGGCCGGUAGCCUGGCGAGCACCAUCUCAGUCACCACCCACCUGGACAUCGCACCCCAGCACCACCUCUUCAUGAAGGGUCGCAACGGAAGCAACAUCAAGCACAUCACCCAGAGAACGGGAGCCCAGAUCCAUUUCCCUGACCCCAACAGCCCCCAGAAGAAAUCCACAGUCUACAUUCAGGGCACCAUUGAAUCGGUCUGCCUGGCACGGCAGUACCUCAUGGGCUGCUUGCCUCUGGUAUUAAUGUUUGACAUUAAGGAGGACAUCGAAGUGGAGCCCCAGUGUAUCACAGCACUCAUGGAGCAGCUGGAUGUCUUCAUUAGCAUCAAACCGAAGCCAAAACAGCCCAGCAAGUCUGUAAUAGUCAAGAGCGUGGAGAGGAAUGCAGUGAAUAUGUACGAAGCCCGAAAAUUCCUCUUGGGUCUGGAGAGCAACGGGGUCUCGUCCUCCUCACCCUCUGUACCAUUGAAUCCUGCCACCAAUGGCCCGUCCCCAUCCCUCAUCUGCCCCGUUGGCCUGGACAUCCUGGCCUCAGCUGGCCUGGGGCUGAGCAAUCUGGGUUUCCUGGGUGCAACGGCGCCGCACUCCCUCACGAACACCGCUGCCCCAAACGCCGUCCUCAACAGCCUAAACUCCUCCAUGAGCCCCCUGCAGACCCCGAGCCCCAGCACCCCCACACCCUCUCCCUCCCUAUGGCCCAGUUCACUUACCAGCACCCAAGGCUUCUCAUCACAGCUGAUGCUGCACCCUGCCACCCAGGCCACCCUGAGCAGCAUCCUGCUGUCAGGCGUGCAGGGUUACACGCAGAGCACACCGUCCCCUCCGCCUGGCCUCACCCCCAUAGACAAGCAGCCCAACGGAGUCCCUGACUGUACCAAGGGCCCCUGCACUCUCAAUGGACAUGUCAAGCAUCCUGGCUCAGUCUAUGGAAGGAUAGCAACUGCAUCGCUUGCAGAAACUGUUUUGAGUCCAGCCCCGUGUGAUUCUGUCCAGGAGGCCAGUGGACACAAUCCAUCAGAACCGCUAUCCAGCAAGUCCAGCCCAGAUGAAGGCUCUGACACAUUCGUAGAGGUGGGCAUGCCCAGAAGCCCCUCACACUCAGCCAAUGGGAGCGAGCUGAAACAGAUGCUGGCUUCAUGUAAGACGUCAUCAGGGAAACGACAGGCUGUGGAGCUCCUGCAGGGCACCAAGAAUUCCCAUCUACAUUCUGACUGUCUCCUCUCGGAUGCUGAGUCCAGCUCGUCAGACAGCCCCGUGGCGGAUAAGAGGGCGCCCGGUAGUGAGCGGGCGGCUGAGAGGGCGGCACAGCAGAACGAGAGGGAGAGAAUCAGACUGGCACCGCAGACCUCUUUCGCCAACAUGCAGGCAUUCGACUAUGAACAGAAAAAGCUGUUGGCAACCAAAGCUAUGUUAAAGAAGCCUGUGGUGACUGAGGUACGGACCCCUACCAACACUUGGAGUGGUCUGGGCUUCUCAAAGUCAAUGCCAGCUGAGACCAUCAAGGAGCUACGAAGAGCCAAUCAUGUUCCAUACAAGCCCAGUAUGAGUACCACCUACGAGGGUUCCCCGCUGUCCUUGUCUCGAUCCAGCAGCCGGGAAGGCGUCGGGAACGGCAGUGACUCCGACAACUGGCGAGAGAGGAACGGCACCGGUAACGGACUGCCAAGUCACGCCGAGUUUCCCUCCGCUGUCAGCAGCCCAAAGAGAAAGCAGAACAAAUCUGCUGCAGAGCAUUACCUCAGCAGCAGCAACUACAUGGACUGCAUCUCUUCGGUAACUGGCAGCAACGGCUGCAGCCUGAACUCGUCUCUGAAAGGCUCAGACCUGCCUGAGCUGUUCAGCAAACUGGGCUUGGGGAAGUACACGGACGUCUUCCAGCAACAAGAGAUUGACCUCCAGACAUUCCUGACUCUAACAGACCAGGACCUGAAGGAACUGGGCAUCACCACCUUUGGAGCCCGCAGGAAAAUGCUGCUCGCCAUCUCAGAACUAAACAAGAACCGGAGGAAACUAUUUGAGCCACCCAUCAGGUCCUCCUUCCUGGAAGGGGGAGCGAGCGGCCGCCUCUCCCGUCAGUUUCACGCAGACAUGGCCAGCAUCAGCGGGCGAUGGUAGGCGCCUCCAGACCUCCAGGCUAGCCCAGAACCGUCCAUGAUGGAGACCUGCCUCCAGUUAUCUUUAUGUGCCUCAGCAGCCCAGGUUUUCAGCUCCAGCUGAAUGAAGACUCUUCAAAAUGUUGUCAUUGCCAUAUAGUAUAAAUACAUAUAUAUAUAUUAAAAAAACAAAAGCCAUAGUUUUACCUGAAGUGCCAACAGUGAGAAAAAAAAAGGGAUGUUUCAGACACAUUCAGUGUUCACUC
Larimichthys crocea (large yellow croaker) is the source of this 3735-nucleotide messenger RNA. It is a transcript of the gene bicc1a, whose product is annotated as BicC family RNA binding protein 1a. Gene Ontology annotation, cellular component: cytoplasm. NCBI's taxonomy places the organism in Eukaryota, Metazoa, Chordata, Actinopteri, Sciaenidae. Gene Ontology annotation, molecular function: protein binding; RNA binding. The transcript has 21 exons. Bases 561 to 3491 code for a protein of 976 amino acids. The record is from RefSeq and is a predicted model, not a curated record.